GCUUAAUUGUGUUGUUGAUAAACACCAAAUGGCGAGCUCCUUGAACCGCAUGAACGAACGAAGCUCCACGCUAAACGAAAUGGCGACAAAAGCUCAAUUAACUUGUAUUCUUCACUUAGAUAGUGUUAAGAACGAAGGCGCAGAACCCUUUACAAAGACAAGAUGGGACAAAUGUCGUGACGUAGCUGAAGAAUGGUUACAGUUGGAUGGAAAUGACCAGUGCAUCGCAGCAUUUUUUGAUACAAAUGGAUUGAUUACAAAAGAUGUUGAAGAUACAGUCGGUAGUGGUUUCGGAUUUCACCCAACGUGCUAUAGACGUUUUACGGACAAAACAAGGCUCUUAAAAGCAAUUAAAAGAUGCGAGAAAAAAGCAAAACUAGAGAGUAAGAAGAAGGCAGCAUCUACAGUCUGUCAAACCGAAACUACAACUGCUAUUAGUAUUACUACGCCCCCUACUACGCCUCCUUCAUCAACUUUAAUUUUAAAAACUAAAAGUGUGUCUCGUUCACCACCUACACCUUCAAUGAUCCCACCAAAGAAAUUAAAAUCACAUCAUCGCGCAGUACUUGUUACUACUAGUACUUCAUCAGAGUUAGGGAAGUCAGUUUUACCAGAUAUCUGUAUAAUUUGCAAGAAAAAAUCCAAGUAUGUUCGAGUUGGGGCCACACAAAAGAGGGACAAUCUAGUCCAGUGCGAAUCAAAAACAGCAGGUUCAUUGCUUCAAGCAGCCGAACAGAAGAAAGAUGAUAGUAUUCUGAAUCACAUUAGAGACAGCGACUGUAUAGCUAUUAAUGUAAAAUAUCAUCGUGUUUGCUAUAAAAAUUAUUGUAGAUUUCUAUUUGAUAAAUCUCCACAUGUCAGUACUGUUAAUGAACAUGAUCAACUCUAUUCUGAUGUCUAUGCUAUGUUUUGUGAAGAUGUGUUACAAAAGAAACUGAUAGAUAAUCAAGAUAUAUUACCGAUGACCAAGUUAACAGAGAUGUUUAACAAUAUGGUUAAAGAUAAAAUUGGUGAAAAUGCAAAGUUUAUCAGGGCUGAUCGAUUAAAAUAUAAAAUAAAGAAAGACUUUCCUCAACUAACAUUCUGUUCUCAACAUAGAAAAAAUUUGAGUGAAUUAGUGUACAUAGAUGCCUUGCCAGUAGAGAGUUUCAUGGACACCCUUCGAUUUUCAACAACUGAAGAGAGAACUGGUACUAAUGAGAGUGAUGUUGACCUUGAUGUUAAUCUGGAAAAGACACUAUUUGAUGCUUCUCUCAUUAUUAAAUUUUUAUUAGCAUGUCCAUGGCCACCAACAUCUUCAGAUCUUAAUUUGUCAUUAGCAGAUAAACCAGGAGUAGCAUGUCCACCACCUGCAGACCUUAAUAUGUCAUUAGCAGAUAAACUAGGAGUAGCAUGUCCAUGGCCACCAACAUCUUCAGAUCUUAAUAUGUCAUUAGCAGAUAAAACAGGAGUAGCAUGUCCAUGGCCACCAACAUCUUCAGACCUUAAUACAUGUAUGUCAUUAGCAGAUAAACCAGGAGUAGCAUGUCCAUGGCCACAAACAUCUUCAGACCUUAAUACAUGUAUGUCAUUAGCAGAUAAACCAGGAGUAGCAUCUUCAUGGCCACCAACAUCUUCAGACCGUAAUAUGAAAAGUGCACGGGAUAUUGUACCUUUGGAACUAUUUAAUUUUAUUUCAUGGGUCACAGGAUCAUCAGAGGAGCCCACCUUAAGUGAAAUGGUGGAUGUUUCAGACUAUAUUAACCCCAAAAUACGAUCUAUAUGUCGAGAUAUAGUCUAUUUAGCAUCAGGUGGCAGAAAAUAAAACUCUUAAAGCACUCAGUCUUGGCUUAACAACAUGGUCCCUGUUUCUCGAAAUCUUAACUAAAGAUAAAAUUCAAAUUUUAGUAGAUACUUCAAUUUUGAUUGGCUAAGCACUAAAAUCAAUCUAAUAUUAUCCAAUCAAAUUACUAAAAUUUGGAUUUUUAUCUUGGUUAAAAAUUUCGUGAAACAGAUCCCAGACAUCUUACCGGUGCAUCACAGUUACUGACAAUAUUACACAAACUUGGCCAUUAUUCAUCAACUCCUACAAUUAUUGGCUUUAUCAGAUAAUAUGUAAUAUCCGGACUGAGGGGAUUUUGUCUGUUUUUAGAAGCCAUGUU
Molecule: messenger RNA, 2141 nt
Organism: Patella vulgata (common limpet)
Lineage: Eukaryota; Metazoa; Mollusca; Gastropoda; Patellidae
Exons: 4
Coding region: 29-1804 (591 amino acids)
Source: RefSeq, a predicted model, not a curated record